This is a messenger RNA of Aspergillus versicolor CBS 583.65, 1845 nucleotides long. RefSeq lists its product as uncharacterized. The record is from RefSeq and is a predicted model, not a curated record. Bases 125 to 1672 code for a protein of 515 amino acids. The transcript is spliced from 4 exons. Lineage: Eukaryota; Fungi; Ascomycota; Eurotiomycetes; Eurotiales; Aspergillaceae. Gene Ontology annotation, cellular component: membrane. Gene Ontology annotation, molecular function: carbohydrate:proton symporter activity. Gene Ontology annotation, biological process: carbohydrate transport; transmembrane transport.
GUUUUGGUUGAGGUCAGGCUUUAUAUAUCUUCCUCUCCGCCGUCGAUCCUAACAGGUCUGGACCAAGUCAACAAUCCUUAUCACUCUCUUCCCCAGCCCAAAACAACAUCUCCACUGAUCCGGUAUGGAGACUGCCACCGAGAAUAGCGAGUUGAGGAUCCAAGCACUCUGUACAAAGGAGUCAUGGUGGCGCGUGCCACACCUUGUGCACCUGAACUUGAUCCUCAUGGUUCCUUUUGUCUCGAGUUAUAUCGGUGGCUUCGACGGCAGCAUGCUUAAUGGUGUCCAGACGGUCCAGCAAUGGAAAGAAGAUUUUGAUCAUCCGUCCGGCGGUAUCCUCGGCCUUAUGGUAAAUAUGCAAACUAUCGGUGGCGUCGUUGCUCUACCAAUCGCACCCGUCAUUGCGGAUAGGUUUGGACGACGAAUCCCUAUCUUUAUUGGUUCUAUCAUUAUUAUCGGUGCCGCAAUAUUGCAGGGGUCUGCUUCCAACAUGGCCAUGUUUGUGGCCGGACGGUUCUUCAUCGGUCUAGGUGGAAUGUUUGUCGCAACUGCCUCUCCUCCAUUGCUUGGAGAGCUGGCGUAUCCGGCACAUCGACCUGUGAUAACCGCUCUCUAUAAUACUACAUUUUAUGUGGGAUCUAUUGUUGCCGCCUGGUCCACAUAUGGCACUUUCGACAUGCCAAAUUCCUGGAGCUGGAAGAUCCCGUCACUCCUGCAGGGCUUGGUCUCUAUCUUCCAGAUUAUCUUCAUCUUCUUCGUGCCCGAGAGCCCAAGAUGGCUUAUUGCCAAUGGCCGGACAGCCGAUGCGACUCAUAUUCUGAGUAAAUACCACUGCGGUACUGAAGAGCCAACUGCUCUUGUACAACUCCAGAUCGCGGAGAUUACUGGCGCCAUGGAAUUUGAGCGCUCGUUGAAUUCGGUGUCUUACCUUCAAUUCUUUGAAACAAAGGGAAACCGUCAUCGCCUGUUUGUUGUUGCCGCCCUAGGCUUCAUCAUCCAGUGGUGCGGUAACCAACUCAUUUCAGGAUACCUCGCUCUCGUGCUUAUUGAUACCGGGAUCACCAACCCUGAAACACAGAACCUAAUUAAUGGAGCCCUUCAGAUUUAUAACUUCGUUAUUGCUACCGGCUCUGCCACCCUCGUCGACCGCCUUGGCCGGCGAUUCCUGUUCCUCACCUCCACCAUUGGCAUGUUAUUCUCUUUUGCCAUCUGGACUGCCCUUGCGGCGCGAAACCAAAUCUCCGAGGGCCAUCAGGGACUCGGUAUCAGCGUUGUGGUCAUGGUGUUCGUGUUUUACACCUUUUACAACUUUGCCAUGAGCCCCCUUCCCAUUGCCUACCUGGUUGAGGUGCUGCCCUACACGCUCCGUGCCAAAGGUCUUAGUGUGUUUAACCUGGCCCAGAUAUGCAGUGGCCUGUUCAAUGGGUUUGUUAACCCGAUCGCAUUGGAAGCCCUUAGAUGGAAGUACUACAUCAUGUUCUGCUGUGCCCUUCUGCUCUGGCUUUUCGUCAUUUACUUUACGUUCCCAGAGACUCGCGGCCUGACACUGGAAGAGGUUAGCAGGAUUUUUGACGGAGAUCAGGCGCUUGCAGGUGCAUACGAGGCCAAGGGUGAGGAUUUACCUGAAACUGAACACAAGGACAAGGUUUCGGCGGAGGUUACCAGGGAAUAAUGAUGCUGUGUUGGUCUUGUGGGGGCCGUGCGGUGUGAAAAGCGACUGGAAUAUGGUGUGCACACUAUGAGGGCUGGCCAGUGACCGCUCAAUUUAGUACCCCGGAUGAUAUCCAGACCAUAUGAUUGCAUGUAGAUUAAUUUGACGUGGAUUCUCCGGGCGCGAAGUUCUGC